Messenger RNA from Oppia nitens, 613 nucleotides. Its product is annotated as 6-pyruvoyl tetrahydrobiopterin synthase-like. Bases 127 to 570 code for a protein of 147 amino acids. NCBI's taxonomy places the organism in Eukaryota, Metazoa, Arthropoda, Arachnida, Sarcoptiformes, Oppiidae. The transcript has 2 exons. Gene Ontology annotation, cellular component: mitochondrion. The record is from RefSeq and is a predicted model, not a curated record.
UAAAUAACUGAUACUAAUCAGUAACCAGUAGUUUAACUAACUGGUUAGUAGAACCUAUUAUUUUUUUUAAAAAAUUAUUUUAUUAUUAAUUUUUUUUUUUAGUUAACAUUAUAAUUAUAAAGUAAUAUGUCGGUAAACAACAACAACAACACAAACAAACCGGUUGUAUACCUGACCCGUAUCGAGAUGUUUGAUUCGGCACACCGUCUGAAUAGCGAACUACUCGAUCGGCAAACAAAUUGUGAGACAUUCGGCAAAUGUAAUACAAUUCACGGACACCACUAUAGAGUAGAGUUGACUGUUAAGGGAACAGUAGAUCCCAUCACUGGUUUCCUAAUGAAUACCUAUGAUAUCAAUCAAAUAAUGGACGAAACUAUAUUGAAACCGUUUGAUCAUAAGUUUAUCGAUAGAGAUAUCCCGUACUUUAAGGACAGUAAUAUAUCGUCGACUGUUGAGAACAUAGUGGUCUACAUAUGGAAAGCCGUUUCCGAGAGAUUGCCGACAAAUGUUUCGUUACAUUCAAUGAAAUUGUAUUCAACUGAGAAAAAUGUUGUCACCUAUUUUGGAUGAAUUUGAAUAAUUAAUUAAUUAAUUAAUUAAUUAAUAAGUUUAU